Molecule: messenger RNA, 2193 nt
Organism: Amphibalanus amphitrite
Lineage: Eukaryota; Metazoa; Arthropoda; Thecostraca; Balanomorpha; Balanidae
Product: hornerin-like
Exons: 1
Coding region: 96-2000 (634 amino acids)
Molecular function (GO): peptidase inhibitor activity
Source: RefSeq, a predicted model, not a curated record
AGACAGGGAGUGUUGAGAGCAGGUGCACCGGCACCAGCAGCUGCACUACCGUCACCAUCAUCAACUUCACCGUCAGCGUCGACGUCCGUGCAGCCAUGUCCCGUCUGUGGCUGCUGUGUCUGGUGGGAGCCGUCGCUGGCGGCGUGCCCCCCUCGGACAGGGCCAACUCGCCCUGCGAGCCCGGCUCCGUGUGGACGGCCGACGACGGCUGCAACACCUGCUUCUGCCUGCAGAACGGCGUGGCCGGCUGCACCUACAUAGAUUGCUCGGCCAGGGACCCGCCGGCCGAUACCAUGGCUGCCGGGGUCCGCGGCGGAGAGACCGGCCUCAAGCCCAUGCCGCUGCCGGAGCCCGAUGAGGUGGUCAAGUCGUUCACCUUCUACGGAGAGGAGGCCCAGGAACCGGUGCCGCUGCCGCUGCCGGAGCCGCAGCCCAGAGGCGCGGCGGCGCCCAGCGGCGACUGGCAGAAGCCGUACCCGAAGCCGACGGAGGAGCGGUCGGACGUGAACUGCACCGCCGGAGAGGAGUGGCAGGAGGAGUGCAACACGUGCCACUGUCUCGGGGACGGCAUGGCCGCCUGCACCAAGGUCAGCUGCUCGUCCGAGGGCCGCGCGCUGGCCACGGCCGUCCGGGGCCGCUGCGAGCCGGGCGUCACCUGGAGCGACGCCUGCAACGUGUGCCACUGCGUCGACGCCAGCCAGGUGAUCUGCAGCUACCGGAGCUGCGCCGGCGCCGCCAGCCGCCGCCGCCGGCAGGCCGACUGCACGCCCGGCACAUCGCGCCGUGUCGGCUGUAACGAAUGCCGGUGCACCGACACCGGCCGCGAGGCCUGCACGCUCAAGUUCUGUCUGCGGGAGAGCCUCGCACAGUCGGGCGGCUCUCCGUCUGACCGUGCGAGCCCCGGUGACGAGUGUGCGCAGCGGUGUCCGGACGACUGCGGCAGCCACCGCCGCGAGGACGGCUGCCUGGUCUGCGACUGUGACAGCAGUCGGUACUCUGACGCGCGCCGGCCCUCUCCGUCCCAGCCGGACCGGUCCGCGGCCUCCGCCAGGAGUGGGGAUCGGUCGGCGGCGACAGGCUCGGACUCCCUACCGGAGCCGACGCCCUACGACAGCGGACACCGCUGGGGUCACUCCAGCGACCCUCGGAUGGAGCGGCACUCCUUCGGCAGCCGUGACCGCGGCGUCCCACACCGGCACUCGGCCUGGGGGGACGUCAUCUCCGAUACCGACUCAGCCUCAGCCACCAGCGGGUUCGGAUUUCCUGAAGGGAGCGAUAGACGUGAUUCAGCAUACGGAUCAUAUGACGAUGACUACCGCGACCGCUUCACUUCGUCUGCAACCAGUGACUCCGGACGCUUUUCAUCACCAAGGGAUAGGUAUCCGUCUCGCGACAGCUCCACUGGACGCUUCUCGCCGUCAAGGGACAGCUUCUCGUCUAGUGAUAGCUUCUCGGGACGUUUCCCGCCGCCAAGAGACAGCUAUCCGUCUAGCGAUGGCGACUCUGGACGCUUCUCGCCGUCAAGAGGCGGCUCCUCUGACGGAUUUACCUCGCUCGGGGGUUUCAACGGGCGCAGCUGGACGCAGUUCGGUGCGGCUUCCUCCGGCACCGGCUCGGGUCGCGUCCCGUCCUCUGAGAGGUUCGGCAGCAGCUCGGGCCGCGCUCCGUCCUCUGAGAGGUUCGGCAGCAGCUCAGGUCGCGCCCCGUCCUCUGGGAGGUUCGGCAGCAGCUCCGGAGACCGGUUCGGCUCGUCUGGCAGUGUGUCCGGGAACACGCUGCGAUUUCUGGACAGGCGGCAUCCAGGCGCCCCAGACGCCGGGGCCGGCGCCGGCGGGUUCUCGGCACGGAGGGGAGAGGAGCGCGGCAGCAGCACUGGCAGGCGAGGGGGAGAGAGCAGAGGGCAGAGCAGCUGGGAGGCGUUCACCAACUGGAGCAGCUCGCUUGGCCACAGGGCCAGGACGGCUGACAACGACGGCUGGACGUCAGUCGGCAGAAAAUAGAGACCGGCGCGGGCAGAGCUGACGCGCCCCGAGCAGCCCGAGGAACUGGCGCUGCCCUGCGGUUACGAACACAUAUGUUUGUUCUAAUGACCGUUUUUUAUUGUUGUUUUCAUUCGUUGGAUGCUGUGUACUUGCAGUCAAUUUAAAGACUGAAAAUGCAUAGUUAAAUAUCAUAAUAAAAUUAUGCUUCCUG